AUGAAUUCAUCCUCUCCUCCACCUCCACAUGUCUUGGCCGCAUUUAACCUACCGGAAACUCCUCAGCAGCUGCCUGGUGGCCAGGGCCAGAGCUACCAGGUCGCAAACGCCGUCCUGAAGCCCGUAGACGAACGCCAGGAAGCCGAAUACGUUAGCAGACUCCAGCACAAACUGCGGCGCAACGGUGACAAGACACCCGGAUACCGGCUCGCCGAGCCAAUCCCCGCCACCGGCCCGGGUCAGCCCUGCGAAUACGUCGUCGACGGAUGGGCUGCCACGGUGCUCGUACCCGGCUGCGCUGGGCCCAGCGGGCUGGAGGGCCGGUGGAACCGCGUCUUGCACGCUGGACGAGUUUUCCAUGGAGACCUGGCGACGAUGGUGCGGGAGCCGCCGCCCUUCAUCGCCGCCAGGAGCCAUAGGUGGGCGAGGGGUGACCGGAUCGCCUGGGACGAAGAGCAGCCCGCGGAGGACGGCGUUCAGAUUGUGCCUGAGUUCGAAGAGGCGUUCAACGGGCUGCUUCAGCUCCGGAGACCGAUCGCCGCGGAAAACACCAAAUGUCAGCUUGUCCACGGUGAUCUGGCGGGCAAUGUUCUCUUCCCGGUAUCUGGUGGGGACAGCGCGUCGUCGCCAACUAUCAUUGAUCUAUCGCUGUACUGGCGGCCUGUUGAGUAUGCCGAAGCGAUCGUUGUCGCUGACGGUCUGAUCUGGCAUGGUGAGGGGGAGAAUCUGCUCCGCGUGUUGGGAACCGAUGCUUUUCGAUUGCAGAUGCUCGUGAGAGCGUUGAUAUUCCGCCUCGUUGCUUCGAGCGAAGCCCUGAGACAGGGCCAUGGUUUGGUAGAUGAUGAUGAGCCGAAAGCUUUUGUGAGGGCCGUCAGGCUUGUCGCGCAGCUUCUGGAGCACGACUUAACUACAUAG
This is a messenger RNA of Coccidioides posadasii C735 delta SOWgp, 915 nucleotides long. RefSeq lists its product as uncharacterized. Lineage: Eukaryota; Fungi; Ascomycota; Eurotiomycetes; Onygenales; Onygenaceae. The record is from RefSeq and is a predicted model, not a curated record.